AUGGUCUGUCAGCCAGAUAGUCAGCCAAAAUGUUCAUUGCUUAUUCACUGUGCCAGUCAGCCCUCCUGUGGAGAACUUAAAUGCUCCAUAGAAGUUGGCAACAUAACCACAGUCACCACAUUUGUCCUCCUAGGACUAUCCAGCAACCCUCAGAUCCAGGCUGUGCUCUUUGUGCUCUUCCUGGGGAUUUACCUCCUGACCCUAAUGGGGAACCUGACAAUGCUGCUGGUGAUCAGAGCUGAUUCUCACCUCCACAGGCCCAUGUACUUCUUCCUGAGUCACUUCUCCUUCCUGGAUGCUUUCUAUUCUGUCAUUGUGCCUAAACUGCUAGAGAACCUUCUUUCCAAGUGGAAGACUAUAUCUCCCCUUGAGUGUUUCACCCAGAUCUCCUUGGUCAUAUUUUCCGGGGCCACUGAAGCUUGCCUCCUUUCAGUCAUGGCUUAUGACUGGUUCCAGGCUGUGCGCCACCCACUGUUGUAUGUGGUGGCGAUGAACAAGAAGGUAUGUACUGGCCUGGUGAAAGCAUCGUGGGCCAUCGGAAUGGGGACUGGCCUGGUUAACAGCAUCCUUCUGGCUCAGCAGCACUUCUGUGGCCCCAAUCUUGUCCACAGUUUUGCCUGCGAGCUUCCCCCAGUGCUCCUGCUGACCUGUUCUGACCCCUAUAUUAGUGUUGCUUCCAUCCUGACCACCAUGGCAGUCCUGGGCCUUGGUACGCUUGUCUUAUUGCUGGGCUCCUACAGUCGUAUCAUCAUGACAGCCCUGGGAAUCAACUCUGCCAUGGGUCAGAGCAAGAUCUUUUCCACCUGCUCUUCUCAUUUUCUUGUGGUCACCAUCUUUUAUGGUUCAGGAGUUUUCAGGUAUGUCAUACUGUAA
Molecule: messenger RNA, 873 nt
Organism: Zalophus californianus (California sea lion)
Lineage: Eukaryota; Metazoa; Chordata; Mammalia; Carnivora; Otariidae
Product: olfactory receptor 8S1
Biological process (GO): G protein-coupled receptor signaling pathway
Cellular component (GO): membrane
Molecular function (GO): olfactory receptor activity
Source: RefSeq, a predicted model, not a curated record